Humulus lupulus (European hop) is the source of this 654-nucleotide messenger RNA. RefSeq lists its product as uncharacterized. The coding region runs from base 1 to 654 and encodes 217 amino acids. The transcript has a single exon. The record is from RefSeq and is a predicted model, not a curated record. NCBI's taxonomy places the organism in Eukaryota, Viridiplantae, Streptophyta, Magnoliopsida, Rosales, Cannabaceae.
AUGGGGAAAUACAUUUGGGAGAUUGCUGCUAAAAAGGACACUCUUUGGGUUAGGUGGAUUCACAGUGUUUACUUGUCUGCUGGGAUUGGGCAUUGGAGGAAGAUUGUUGCUGUAAAGGAUGUCAUUAAAGCUAAGAUGGACUUGAAUACUUUUAUCAUUAAAGGUUAUAGUAUUCAAUAUCGGUAUGACUCUAUAUAUCCUUUUACUGAGCGCGUUCAAUGGAACAAAAAUAUUUGGGGAAGACUCAAUAUUCCUAAACAUAGAUUCAUUUUCUGGCUUGCAAUGAAGGAGAAACUUCGUACCCGGGUUCAGAUUAGUAAAUAUAACCCCACUAUUGAUCGUACUUGUCUUUUGUGUGGUGAUCACGAUGAGGAUGAGAAACACUUAUUCUUUGAGUGUUCUUACAGCUGGAGUUGCCUUACUAGACUGAAAGCUUGGUUGAGAUGGAACUCUCGGGCUGAGAAUCUAGGUUGUUUACUGCAUUGGAUUGACAAAGCAAAGCAAAUUAGCAAGGUGAGGAAGCAAAUAUAUACUGUGAUCCUGGCAGCUCUGGUGUACCACAUCUGGUUAGUCCAGAAUGAUGCUCUUUGGACUCACAAAGUUUGGCAAAUUAACCAUAUUGUACAGAGAAUUCAAAGUGAUGUUAAAUUUUGA